Messenger RNA from Styela clava, 688 nucleotides. NCBI's taxonomy places the organism in Eukaryota, Metazoa, Chordata, Ascidiacea, Stolidobranchia, Styelidae. The record is from RefSeq and is a predicted model, not a curated record.
UUCGCGCAUGAGUGAGUUUAACUCGGCACAUUAAUCUGUUGGGGCCUGGAAGUUUUUUGUUGAAUUUUGCUAAAAUAGGACUUUAAAAAUGUCCGGAAAAGUGAAAUAUGCUACUGACAUGGAAAAGUCCGUUCUUGUUAAUAAUUUCGAGAAGCGAGGUUGGUCGCAGGUUUCAGCUGAUGAAGACUGGAAUUUUUACUGGACGAAUGUCAAUACGACAAGAAAUAUCUUCAGCCUUGAAACUGGAUACAGGCUGUCAGAUGAUCAAAUUAUCAAUCAUUUCCCAAAUCAUUAUGAACUUACUCGGAAAGAUCUCAUGGUGAAAAAUAUCAAAAGAUAUCGCAAGGAAUUGGACAAGGAGGGAAGCUUGUUGGCUGAAAAAGAUGAUUCUGGUCGGUAUAUCCAUCUCGAUUUCAUUCCUGUUACUUUCCUUCUUCCUGCUGAUUACAACUUAUUUGUCGAAGAAUUUAGAAAGAAUCCGUCAAGUACUUGGAUUAUGAAACCAUGUGGAAAAGCACGUGGUAUCGGAAUUUUCCUGAUCAACAAAUUGUCUCAAAUCAAGAAAUGGUCUCGUGAUAGUCGAGCUGCUAAUUUUGCUCCACCAUCAGCUAGAGAUGCGUAUGUGAUAUCAAGAUAUAUCGAUAAUCCGUUGCUGAUUGGUGGAAAAAAGUUUGACCUGAGAAUGUAA